Phycomyces blakesleeanus NRRL 1555(-) is the source of this 1001-nucleotide messenger RNA. RefSeq lists its product as hypothetical. Gene Ontology annotation, molecular function: phosphatidylethanolamine binding. Gene Ontology annotation, cellular component: fungal-type vacuole membrane; autophagosome; cytosol. Gene Ontology annotation, biological process: macroautophagy; cellular response to nitrogen starvation. The transcript has 5 exons. The record is from RefSeq and is a predicted model, not a curated record. NCBI's taxonomy places the organism in Eukaryota, Fungi, Mucoromycota, Mucoromycetes, Mucorales, Phycomycetaceae. Bases 86 to 448 code for a protein of 120 amino acids.
CUCUCUUUCUUUCACUUUACUCAAGUACCGCACAACAAAUACACACAUACAAAAUACAAAGAAAUUUUAAAUAAAUUUAUCAACCAUGCGUUCCAAAUUCAAAGACGAGCAUCCUUUUGAGAAGAGAAAGGUAGAAGCCGACCGUAUCAGACAAAAAUACCCCGACCGUAUUCCAGUUAUUUGUGAAAAGGUCGAAAAGAGCGAUAUCCCAACCAUCGAUAAGAAGAAAUACCUCGUACCUUCAGACCUCACCGUGGGCCAGUUUGUAUACGUUAUCCGAAAGCGCAUCAAGCUAAGUCCAGAAAAGGCCAUUUUCAUUUUCGUAAAUGAAAUCCUCCCUCCUACCGCAGCUUUGAUGAAUUCAAUUUACGACGAACACAAAGACGAAGAUGGCUUCCUUUACAUCACUUAUUCUGGUGAAAACACUUUUGGGUCUCUUCUGGAGUAGUAGGCGGGUCAUUUUUUACAUACAUCUUUUAAAUCUGUCUUUUCUUUUCUUUAUUCUCGUUUCGUCUCCAACCCCCUCUAUCUCCUUCUCCCUUCUUGUACAAAAAAUCUCCCCCUCUUUUUUUUAAAGGAAAAACCCCCAUCCAAUUCAAUUCGAUUAAACUCAAUGCAAUUUAAUUCAGUUCAGUUCAUUUCAAUGAUAAAAAGGAAAAAAAAAAUCCGUGUGCCAGAUAGAUAGAUGUACAGAUAGGUAGAUAAAUUCAUGCAAUCAAUCAUGCGUCAGUCAAUAUUGUGUAUUGUUUUAAAAUGUUGUUGUUGUUGUUGUUGUUGCUGUUGUUUUGUUUAAUGGUUUAUUACAAAUAAAGUAAUAAAACUAUACGACAGACGGCAAGGUUGGUCAAGUAGCAGAAGUAACUGCUUAAAGACCCAACUUGGUGUGGCGCCAGUUGCGACGCUUGGCGUUCCAGCGGAUCUUGGUGUCAGUCUUAAGACGGAACCAGUGGGGGAGAGGGCGGUUCUGCUUCUGGGCCUUGCCAAGCUUGACCUUGGUUCUG